Recurvomyces mirabilis is the source of this 645-nucleotide messenger RNA. RefSeq lists its product as uncharacterized. The transcript has a single exon. The record is from RefSeq and is a predicted model, not a curated record. The coding region runs from base 1 to 645 and encodes 214 amino acids. Lineage: Eukaryota; Fungi; Ascomycota; Dothideomycetes; Mycosphaerellales; Teratosphaeriaceae.
AUGGCAGGCGACGACAACCAGAACCCCUGCCAUCUGCUGCGACUGACACCCGAGCUGCACCUCCGCAUCCUCGACUGCGUACUGCCGGGCGGAUAUACGGUAUCUGUCUCCUUCCUCAAAGACGGCAGUCUCUACAGAGUAAGUCAAAUCAUCAGCUCGCCACCUACCAACCAUGAUAACGCCAGAUCAUUAGCCGCGACCUGCCGAGAACUCUACAGCCGCCUGCACCCCGAGAUCUAUCGACGCACCACCCUCACCGUCAGAGUCUUCUCUCGCGAUAUACUGUCGAACUUCUACAGGCGGCAAGAGGUUCAGUUCCACAUCCUGAGCUUGCCGUUCGGUCGUAUGCGUCUGGAGAUAGCCGGUCGUGCGACGGACCCGGAGGAUGAUCUCCUGGAUCUUCUGUAUGAUUUGGCGGGGAGGCUGUGGGAGUAUGAUGGGCUUCCUGCUGUUGAGCGGGUUUCUUUUGAAUCUACGAGGUAUGUUGAAGCAUGUGAUCAUCCGCUCGUUCUGGCGUUGGAUGAAUGCGUUAUUAUGGAGGACGCGGUGAUGGAUGGCUUGAGGAUUGGCUCGGACAAGGGCAAGGAGCGGCUGUGGAGGGAUGUGAUGGGGUCGGAGUCGUGGGCGGAUUCGGCAGCUGUCUAG